CACCCGCCGCUCCGCGGAGCGGGAGCCUCGGCCCUCCGCGCGGCUGCCGCGAGCUGCCCCGCGCCCGGCCAGGCCCCCGCCUUAGGGAUGGCAAACUUGUGCCCCGUGGCCGCCUCCGCCUGCGCCGGCCCCCGCUCCUGCUGCUGACGGCGCCCAGGGCAAGGGACAUAGGAUGACCCCAGCCUGUCCCCUCUUACUAUCUGUGAUUCUGUCCCUGCGCCUGGCUGCCGCCUUCGACCCCGCCCCCAGCGCCUGCUCCGCCCUGGCCUCGGGCGUGCUCUACGGGGCCUUCUCCCUGCAGGACCUCUUUCCUACCAUCGCCUCGGGCUGCUCCUGGACCCUGGAGAACCCUGACCCCACCAAGUACUCCCUCUACCUGCGCUUCAACCGCCAGGAGCAGGUGUGCGCCCACUUUGCCCCCCGCCUGCUGCCCCUGGACCACUACCUGGUCAACUUUACCUGCCUGCGGCCCAGCCCCGAGGAGACGGUGGCCCAGGCGGAGUCGGAGGUGGGGCGGCCGGAGGUGGAGGAGGAGGCAGUGGGGUUGGAGCUGUGCGGCGGCUCGGGCCCCUUUACCUUCCUGCACUUCGACAAGAACUUCGUGCAGCUGUGCCUGUCAGCUGAGCCCUCGGAGGCCCCGCGCCUGCUGGCGCCCGCUGCUCUGGCCUUCCGCUUUGUCGAGGUCUUGCUCAUCAACAACAACAACUCUAGCCAGUUCACCUGCGGUGUGCUCUGCCGCUGGAGCGAGGAGUGUGGCCGCGCUGCCGGCAGGGCCUGUGGCUUUGCCCAGCCGGGCUGCAGCUGCCCUGGUGAGGCGGGGACCGGCCCUGCCACCACCACGCCUCCAGGUCCUCCUGCUGCCCACACCCUGUCCAAUGCCCUGGUGCCUGGGGGCCCAGCCCCACGUGCUGAGGCCGACUUGCACUCGGGGAGCAGCAAUGACCUGUUCACAACCGAGAUGAGAUAUGGUGAGGAGCCGGAAGAGGAACCGAAGGUGAAAACUCAGUGGCCAAGGUCUGCAGAUGAGCCUGGGCUGUACAUGGCGCAGACAGGCGACCCGGCGGCUGAGGAGUGGUCCCCGUGGAGCGUGUGUUCCCUGACGUGUGGGCAGGGUCUGCAGGUGCGGACCCGCUCCUGCGUGUCCUCCCCCUAUGGGACCCUGUGCAGCGGGCCCCUGCGGGAGACCCGGCCCUGCAACAAUUCUGCCACCUGCCCAGUGCACGGCGUGUGGGAGGAGUGGGGGUCCUGGAGCCUGUGCUCCCGCAGCUGCGGGCGGGGGUCCCGGAGCCGGAUGCGGACCUGCGUGCCCCCCCAGCACGGCGGCAAGGCCUGCGAGGGUCCCGAGCUGCAGACUAAGCUCUGCAGUAUGGCCGCCUGCCCGGUGGAAGGCCAGUGGCUAGAAUGGGGUCCCUGGGGCCCAUGUUCCACAUCCUGUGCCAACGGGACCCAGCAGCGCAGCCGGAAGUGCAGUGUGGCGGGCCCAGCCUGGGCUACGUGUACGGGUGCCCUCACCGACACCCGCGAGUGCGGCAACCUUGAGUGCCCGGCCACAGAUGGCAAGUGGGGGCCGUGGAACGCGUGGAGCCUGUGCUCCAAGACGUGUGACACAGGCUGGCAGCGCCGCUUCCGCAUGUGCCAGGCCACAGGCGUGCAGGGCUACCCCUGCGAGGGCACCGGAGAGGAGGUGAAGCCGUGCAGUGAGAAGAGGUGUCCAGCCUUCCAUGAGAUGUGCAGGGAUGAGUACGUGAUGCUGAUGACAUGGAAGAAGGCGGCUGCUGGCGAGAUCAUCUACAACAAGUGUCCCCCUAAUGCCUCAGGGUCUGCCAGCCGCCGCUGCCUCCUCAGCGCCCAGGGUGUGGCAUACUGGGGGCUGCCCAGCUUUGCCCGCUGCAUCUCCCAUGAGUACCGCUACCUGUAUCUGUCACUUCGGGAGCACCUGGCCAAGGGGCAGCGCAUGCUGGCGGGCGAGGGCAUGUCACAAGUGGUGCGCAGCCUGCAGGAGCUGCUGGCCCGGCGCACCUACUACAGCGGGGACCUGCUGUUCUCUGUGGACAUCCUGAGGAACGUCACUGACACCUUCAAGAGGGCCACGUAUGUGCCCUCAGCUGAUGACGUGCAGCGCUUCUUCCAGGUGGUGAGCUUCAUGGUGGACGCAGAGAACAAGGAUAAGUGGGAUGAUGCUCAGCAGGUGUCCCCUGGCUCUGUGCACCUGCUCCGUGUCGUGGAGGACUUCAUUCACCUGGUGGGCGAUGCUCUCAAGGCCUUCCAGAGCUCUCUAAUUGUCACGGACAACCUGGUGAUCAGCAUUCAGCGAGAGCCCGUCUCGGCCGUGUCCAGCGACAUCACGUUCCCCAUGCGGGGCCGCCGGGGCAUGAAGGACUGGGUGCGGCACUCCGAGGACCGCCUCUUCCUGCCCAAGGAGGUGCUCAGCCUCUCCUCCCCAGGGAAGCCGGCUGCAUCUGGGGCAGCAGUGGGCAGCCCUGGCAGGGGGAAGGGCCCGGGAACAGUGCCCCCUGGCCCAGGCUACUCGCACCAGCGCCUCCUCCCGGCAGACCCCGAGGAGUCCUCCUCCUACUUUGUCAUCGGUGCUGUGCUCUACCGCACCCUUGGUCUCAUCCUGCCGCCCCCCAGGCCCCCGCUGGCCGUCACAUCCAGGGUGAUGACAGUGACCGUGCGGCCCCCCACCCAGCCACCAGCUGAGCCCCUCAUCACGGUGGAGCUCUCCUACAUCAUCAACGGCACCACGGAUCCCCACUGCGCCAGCUGGGACUACUCCAGAGCAGAUGCCAGCUCAGGGGACUGGGACACUGAGAGCUGCCAGACCCUGGAGACCCAGGCAGCCCACACCCGCUGCCAGUGCCAGCGCCUAUCCACCUUUGCCGUGCUGGCCCAGCCGCCCAAGGACCUGACCCUGGAGCUGGCGGGCACCCCCUCGGUCCCCCUGGUGAUCGGCUGUGCUGUGUCCUGCAUGGCACUGCUCACCCUCCUCGCCAUCUAUGCUGCCUUCUGGAGGUUCAUAAAAUCUGAGCGCUCCAUCAUCUUGCUGAACUUCUGCCUGUCCAUCCUGGCAUCCAACAUCCUGAUCCUUGUGGGCCAGUCGCGGGUGCUGAGCAAGGGCGUGUGCACCAUGACAGCCGCCUUCCUGCACUUCUUCUUCCUCUCCUCCUUCUGCUGGGUGCUCACUGAGGCCUGGCAGUCCUACCUGGCUGUCAUUGGGCGGAUGCGCACCCGCCUUGUUCGCAAGCGCUUCCUCUGCCUGGGCUGGGGUCUGCCUGCCCUGGUGGUGGCCGUGUCUGUCGGCUUUACCCGCACCAAAGGAUACGGUACAUCCAGCUACUGCUGGCUUUCCCUGGAGGGUGGCCUGCUCUAUGCCUUUGUGGGUCCUGCUGCCGUCAUUGUCCUGGUGAAUAUGCUCAUCGGGAUCAUCGUCUUCAACAAGCUCAUGGCGCGUGAUGGCAUCUCAGACAAGUCCAAGAAGCAGAGGGCCGGGUCGGAGCGGUGCCCCUGGGCCAGCCUGCUCCUCCCCUGCUCAGCGUGUGGAGCGGUCCCCAGCCCCCUGCUCAGCUCAGCCUCGGCCAGGAACGCCAUGGCCUCGCUCUGGAGCUCCUGCGUGGUGCUGCCCCUGCUGGCGCUCACCUGGAUGUCUGCCGUCCUGGCCAUGACCGACCGCCGCUCCGUCCUCUUCCAGGCCCUCUUUGCUGUCUUCAACUCUGCGCAGGGCUUUGUCAUCACCGCUGUGCACUGCUUCCUGCGCCGAGAGGUCCAGGACGUGGUGAAGUGCCAGAUGGGUGUGUGCCGGGCCGAUGAGAGUGAAGACUCCCCUGACUCGUGUAAGAACGGGCAGCUGCAGAUCCUGUCAGACUUUGAAAAGGAUGUGGAUCUGGCUUGUCAGACAGUUCUGUUCAAGGAGGUCAACACGUGCAACCCGUCCACCAUCACGGGCACCCUGUCCCGCCUGUCCCUGGACGAGGACGAGGAGCCCAAGUCCUGCCUCGUGGGUCCCGAGGGCAGCCUCAGCUUCUCACCGCUGCCUGGGAAUAUCCUGGUGCCCAUGGGAGCCUCACCAGGGCUGGGGGAGCCGCCGCCUCCCCAGGAGGCCAACCCUGUGUACAUGUGUGGGGAGGGCGGCCUGCGGCAGCUGGACCUCACAUGGCUGCGGCCGGCCGAGCCCGGCUCGGAGGGGGACUACAUGGUGCUGCCCCGGCGGACUCUGAGCCUGCAGCCUGGCAGUGGAGGCGGAGGCGGCGAGGAUCCCCAGCGGGCCCGGCCCGAGGGCACCCCCCGGCGGGCUGCCAAGGCACUGACCCACACCGAAGGCUACCCCAGCUUCCUGUCUGUGGACCACUCGGGCCUGGGGCUGGGCCCUGCCUAUGGGUCCCUACAGAACCCCUACGGGAUGAGCUUCCAACCGCCACCGCCGACGCCCAGCGCCCGCCAAGUGCCCGAGCCGGGGGAGCGCAGCCGGACCAUGCCCCGCACCGUGCCCGGCUCCACCAUGAAGCUGGGUUCCCUGGAGCGAAAGAAGUUACGGUACUCUGACCUGGACUUUGAGAAGGUGAUGCACACCCGGAAACGGCACUCGGAACUCUACCACGAGCUCAACCAGAAAUUCCACACUUUCGACCGCUACCGCAGCCAGUCUGCAGCCAAGGAGAAGCCCAGCCCAGGGGAGCGUCCUGGCUUGUCCCAGCCGCGGCGACAUCAGAGCUGGAGCACCUUCAAGUCUAUGACGUUGGGCUCGCUGCCCCCCAAGCCCCGAGAACGGCUGGCCCUUCACCGAGCAGCAGCCUGGGAGCCCACAGACCCGCCUGAUGGUGACUUCCAGACAGAGGUGUGAGUGCGACGCCGGACUGCCUACUGCGUAUAAAUAUAUAUAUCUCUCUAUUUUCACACUCCACUUUGGAACUACCCAGGAGCCAGCGCCCCCUCCCCUCUCCCGAGGGCUGGGCAGGGAGGCGCAGUGGACUCAGCCGGGCUGGGGGAGCCAGACGCGGCGUGGCCUGGGGGGCCAGGGCCCUUCCCUGUUUCUCAGAGGCCCCUCAGCCACUGGAGCCCCAUCUUUGCCCCAGCCUGUCUGUCCCUGUCCCGGGCUGGGGAGGGGGGAGGGGAACUUUGUUGGGAAUAAACUUCACUCUGUGGA
Ceratotherium simum simum (southern white rhinoceros) is the source of this 5140-nucleotide messenger RNA. It is a transcript of the gene ADGRB2, whose product is annotated as adhesion G protein-coupled receptor B2. The record is from RefSeq and is a predicted model, not a curated record. Gene Ontology annotation, biological process: cell surface receptor signaling pathway; G protein-coupled receptor signaling pathway; negative regulation of angiogenesis. Gene Ontology annotation, molecular function: G protein-coupled receptor activity. NCBI's taxonomy places the organism in Eukaryota, Metazoa, Chordata, Mammalia, Perissodactyla, Rhinocerotidae. Gene Ontology annotation, cellular component: plasma membrane.